Messenger RNA from Raphanus sativus (radish), 957 nucleotides. Its product is annotated as RNA demethylase ALKBH10B-like. NCBI's taxonomy places the organism in Eukaryota, Viridiplantae, Streptophyta, Magnoliopsida, Brassicales, Brassicaceae. The record is from RefSeq and is a predicted model, not a curated record. The coding region runs from base 83 to 757 and encodes 224 amino acids. Gene Ontology annotation, molecular function: demethylase activity; mRNA binding. Gene Ontology annotation, biological process: mRNA catabolic process. The transcript is spliced from 3 exons.
UGUCUCAGAUCAAAUCAUACCUGUGAAACCCGACGCAUGCAUCAUUGAUUUCUUCAACGAGGGAGAUCACUCGCAGCCUCAUAUGUUUGUUCCCUGGUUCGGACGACCCGUGGGGAUCAUGUCCUUGUCAGAAUGUGAUUUCACAUUUGGAAGAGUCAUCGUCUCUGAUCAGCCUGGGGACUACAAGGGCUCUCUCAAGCUGUCACUCUCUCCCGGAUCGGUUCUUGUGGUGGAAGGCAAAUCAGCAGAUCUUGCUAAGUUUGCGAUUCACUCAACCCGAAAGCAGAGGAUUCUCAUCACAUUCACCAAAUCUCAGCCGGGAAACGGACAUAACUGGAGUCCACCACCACCACCGCUUAGCAGAUCGCCGAAUCAUCAUCAUCAUCAUCAUCAUCANNACCGUCAGCCAAAACAUUACCCUGUUGUUAUGCCUACCAGCACAACCGGUGUAUUGCCCACGCCAAACAAAGGAGCUGUUCAGCCGGUUUUUAUAGCACCUUCCCCUCCAAUGCCGUUCCCAGGUGGUGGUGGUGUCGUGGCAGGAGCAACGAGCUGGCCACUGUUACCUCAUGCACGACACCAGGCGCCACCACAGCCACGAGUGCCCAUCCCUGGAACUGGUGUCUUCCUCCCACCCGGCUCAGCUCAAGAACAGGUAGUAGUACAAGGAUCCACAGAGAAAUCCAAUGACCGCAGCGAGAACAACUCUGCAGAAGGAAAGAUGGAGAUGAAGACGACGAAAGAGGAAGCUUUGUAACGGAUACGCUGCAGAGGAGUGCGAUGGCAGUAGCAGUCAGGGUCGGAUCUAUUAAACAAAAGUUAGGGAGAUUUUUCAAUUUCUUCUUUCAUAUAUAUAUUUUUGAAUUGAAUGCUAAAGAUUUAUUGAAAACGAAAACUCCUUUGGUUUAUAUUUACAAAUGCUUCUUCAAAUAGAAAAUUAAAACGGAUCUUUUCCUA